Phytophthora nicotianae INRA-310 is the source of this 168-nucleotide messenger RNA. RefSeq lists its product as hypothetical. NCBI's taxonomy places the organism in Eukaryota, Oomycota, Peronosporomycetes, Peronosporales, Peronosporaceae. The transcript has a single exon. The record is from RefSeq and is a predicted model, not a curated record. Bases 1 to 168 code for a protein of 55 amino acids.
AUGCGCAACGCGAAUCUGAUGCCAAUAUUAAGUUUCGACAGGAGGUGCAGACCCAGAUACGAGAUUAUCAAAGUAAUAGUGAUCGCAGUAUUCAGGCAGCUGUUGGUGAAAUAUGCAAGACUAUCAGAGACGCAGUACGCGCUGCGACGCAGGAAACAGAAGAACUGA